This is a messenger RNA of Trypanosoma cruzi, 855 nucleotides long. RefSeq lists its product as uncharacterized. Bases 1 to 855 code for a protein of 284 amino acids. Lineage: Eukaryota; Euglenozoa; Kinetoplastea; Trypanosomatida; Trypanosomatidae. The transcript has a single exon. The record is from RefSeq and is a predicted model, not a curated record.
AUGCGGGGCGGCAAUUCCGCUGCCGCAAAGGGGUCAAGCAACAGCGGCGAAAAAAAGAAAAGGACACAAACGCAUCUUUGUGAGACAGGGGUCGCAAGCGCGGGCAAGAAGCGGAGCACGAUCAGCUGCUUUCCAUUGCCACCCCAUGAUUCAACAACAGACAACACCGAGCCGCCUUCCGUGCGGGUUGCCGCUGCACGACAACAUGUGAUGAGCAUCGACAAGGACUCCAGUGUGACCAGUCCCGUGAUGGGAACAACCAUCAGCAGCGCGACUGGUUCAAGGAGCGGGGUGCUGGUUACAGACCCGUGGGUGAUUUUGCAACCACAACAGCCACCAUUUCUUCGUGGCUGGGCCGCGCAACGGAGUAACACAAGGGAUAGCAACAACGCAAAGACGGCCGAAAGGUGUGUCUUGCCACGCACAACCAAAAAGAGCACGGCUACAAUUCCAACACGGAUGAGUCUUUGCCAGGUUGCACACGAGAUUUUGAAAUCAAACACCGUUGAAAACGAUGCAUGUUUUGUUGAUGGCCGUGUUCGAAAAUUGCAGCGACUGGAGUUGCAUUUUGCCACCCCGUCGGAGAGGAAGCAGGAUUUUACUCGUGUUGUGGAUCCCUACACGGAGACGAUGCGGCGUUUGGAGGAGGAGCAUCAUCGACGUUUUCGUCGGGCUCUUUAUAUACUGCAGCAGAUGCAUCCAGACCCCUGGUGGCGUCUGCAGUCAUCGGUUUACUACGACGUUGGCGUACCUGAUUUAUUGGCAUGCGAUGAAAACCUUCUCUUUUCCCGUGUGGCAGGGGAAGUGCGGGAUGCCGGUGUUACGUGGCUCUCCUUGAAGAACUCCACCUUGUAA